Messenger RNA from Laccaria bicolor S238N-H82, 1612 nucleotides. RefSeq lists its product as uncharacterized. The transcript has 4 exons. NCBI's taxonomy places the organism in Eukaryota, Fungi, Basidiomycota, Agaricomycetes, Agaricales, Hydnangiaceae. Gene Ontology annotation, molecular function: uroporphyrinogen decarboxylase activity. Gene Ontology annotation, cellular component: cytosol. Bases 1 to 1086 code for a protein of 361 amino acids. The record is from RefSeq and is a predicted model, not a curated record. Gene Ontology annotation, biological process: heme biosynthetic process.
AUGACCCCAGACUUCCCGCCUUUGAAGAAUGACCUCUUACUUCGUGCUGCGCGAGGUGAGGUGACUGAGAGAGCACCUGUUUGGGUCAUGCGACAAGCUGGUCGUUAUCUCCCUGAAUUCCGUAAAGUGCGCGAAUCUCAUGAAUUUUUCGAAGUAUGUCGAAGCCCAGAGCUCGCCUCAGAGGUCACUUUACAACCUAUCGAGCGGUACACCGGGCUCCUGGAUGCAUCCAUAAUUUUCAGUGAUAUCCUCGUUAUCCCACAGGCGAUGGGAAUGGAGGUUCAGAUGAAUCCAGGCCCUUAUUUCCCUCAUCCUCUCGACACUCCCACAGACGUCGAAAAGCUGGCAUCUGUGGUCGAUGUUGAUAAGGAACUCAACUAUGUCUUUCAAGCCAUCACAAGGACAAGGAAAUGUUUGGGUGGUGAGGUUCCCUUGAUUGGGUUCUGCGGGGCGCCAUGGACACUUUUCGGAUACAUGAUUGAGGGUGGGGGAAGUAAAACGUACCAAAAGGCUAAAACCUGGAUUUUCAAAUAUCCAGAGGAGUCUAAAGCGUUGCUUGCGAAAAUCGCGGAUGUCUGUGUUGAUUUUUUGGUCGGUCAAGUCAAGGCUGGAGCGCAGCUUCUUCAAGUCUUCGAUUCUACGGCGGGGGAGUUGUCGCCACACGAUUUUUCCAUUUUUUCAUUUCCAACUCUGAAAUAUAUUUCUACAAAUGUCCGACGCCGGCUGGUGGAGGAGAACCUGCCAGCAACACCUAUGACACUUUUCGCAAAGGGCGCCAAUCAUGCUCUUGGGCUUCUCGCGGAACAUUCUGGGUACGAUGUCCUUGGACUGGAUUGGUGUAUAGACCCUGUCGAAGCUCGUCGCAUCGUCGGAAAAAAGGUAGCCUUACAAGGCAACAUGGAUCCCAAUGUUCUGUACGGCGGGCGAGACGCUAUUGAAAGUGCGGUCCAGCGGAUGUGUCAAGGCUUCCAAGCUGGGGAAGGCGGGUGGAUCGCCAAUUUGGGACACGGAAUCACUCCAGGCGUUGAUCCAGAAGAUUUGAAAUGGUUCUUCGAAUGCGUACACAAAUAUUCGUCUCGUUCUUGAUAAUUGGGCACAUAUCUUCGAUUACAUGUAGAUAUUGGAAUAAACUGUCAACAACCAGGAGUCCAGCGAACAAUCCUAAAGGUCAGACGUAGAAUGAAUUGGAAGAUGAUAACUGGUAUAAAUAGAGAAGACAGGAUAGAAAGCUAUGGCAAGUUAGGGGAAUGGGGAGAUUGCAUAUGACAUGAUGAGAGAGAAGGUGUAACUCUUUCCGGGUAGAUAUCAGGGGAAAUGAUCCCAAGUGGCCGAAGAUUUUGAAAAAUCACAUCAGUCGAAAGCAUAGAUAGUGGGAUAUCAGGCAACAACGUCUGCGGAGCUGAAGCUACUUCGUCUUCGCCGUACGCUUCUCAGUCCGGGACGUGUCGAUUUGGACGCUGGAACCACGACAGCGGCCGUGUUGGUCGCUACCCAAGCAUCAGAGCUGAGAGUUCCACUCCGUUUGAAACUAUUCACAUUCACCACUUCGCUAAGUGACGACACGUGGUGCGGUUUCUUCGAGGGAAUUAACGUGGGUAAUCGUGAAGGUGGU